Messenger RNA from Lagopus muta (rock ptarmigan), 1924 nucleotides. RefSeq names its product transmembrane protein 39A (gene TMEM39A). Gene Ontology annotation, biological process: negative regulation of autophagosome assembly; negative regulation of autophagosome maturation. The transcript has 9 exons. Bases 274 to 1728 code for a protein of 484 amino acids. Gene Ontology annotation, cellular component: endoplasmic reticulum membrane. The record is from RefSeq and is a predicted model, not a curated record. Lineage: Eukaryota; Metazoa; Chordata; Aves; Galliformes; Phasianidae.
GGGCUGCGGCCGCCCGCCCCCGCCCCGCCGCGGGGCUCCGGGCAGCGGCGGCCGCCAGGUGGGUCCGCCCGGCGGCAGGAGGAGCGAUCCGCGGGGAACCCGCUCCGCCGCCCCGUCCCACCCGGCGGCCCGGGGCAGCGCUGCCCUCGGGGAGGGAGCCCGCUGCCGGCCGAUGUCCGAGCGGCGCGUGGAUGUACCUGGGAAGGCUUCAGGAUCGUCUGGGUCUCUGGGCACAGCCUGUUGGAGGCACUGGAAGUGGACUGGUUCCUGGUCAUGCCCGGUGGAAGGAGGGGACCCAGCCGGCAGCAGCUAAGCCGUUCAGCUUUGCCUUCUCUCCAGACUCUGGUUGGUGGGAGCUGUGGAAACGGUACUGGUUUGAGAAACAGGAAUGGUAGUGCCAUCAGCCUCUCUGCGCCUCCCAUCACAGCGCUGAUUACUCCAGAGCCUGUACGUCACUGCCGGAUCCCUGACCUGCCGUUAGACGGGAGCCUUCUCUUUGAAUUCCUGUUCUUCAUCUACCUACUGGUAGCCCUCUUCAUUCAGUACAUCAACAUCUACAAGACUGUCUGGUGGUACCCGUACAAUCACCCUGCUUCCUGUACCUCACUGAAUUUCCACCUUAUUGACUACCACCUGGCGGCGUUCAUCACAGUGAUGCUGGCGCGGAGGCUGGUGUGGGCCCUCAUCUCUGAGGCCUCUCAGGUGGGCGCAACGUCAGUGAUUCACUACAUGGUGCGCCUGGUGCUACUCACCCUCUGUGGCUGGGUGCUCUGCUGGACUCUGGUCAACCUCUUCCGCAGCCAUUCCGUUCUCAAUCUUCUCUUCUUGGGCUACCCAUUUGGUGUUUAUGUUCCUCUGUGCUGCUUCCACCAGGACAGCAGAGCACAGCCCCUGCCUGCGGACUGUGGUUACUUGGUACAGGAUCAGAUGGUGGAAGAUGGGGCUUCAGCUGUCAGCAGCCUGGUCAAACCCAAAGAUUUCCUUUCGCUCCUGUGGGAAUCCUUGAGAGAACAGUUCAAUAAUCCUACAUCUAUCCCUACCCACAGCUGCCCCCUCUCCCCAGAUCUCAUCCGCAAUGAAGUGGAGUGCCUAAAAGCAGACUUCAAUCGCAGGAUCAAGGAAGUUCUCUUCAACUCUCUCUUCAGUGCCUACUACGUGGCCUUCCUGCCACUGUGUUUUGUCAAGAGCACGCAGUACUACGACAUGCGCUGGUCUUGUGAGCACCUCAUCAUGGUGUGGAUCAAUGCCUUUGUCAUGCUCACCACUCAGCUGCUGCCUCCCAAGUACUGUGACCUGCUCCACAGAUCGGCUGCCCACCUUGGCAAGUGGCAGAAACUAGAACAUGGCUCCUACAGCAAUGCUCCACAGCAUAUCUGGUCAGAAAACACAAUAUGGCCACAAGGAGUACUGGUGCGACGAAGCCGAUGCCUGUAUAAAGCAGUUGGGCCUUAUAAUGUAGCAGUGCCUUCCGACGUGUCUCACGCCCGCUUUUAUUUCCUCUUCCACCGUCCAUUACGGCUGCUCAACCUGCUGAUUCUCAUCGAAGGCAGCGUGGUCUGCUACCAGCUCUAUUCACUGCUGCGUUCAGAGAAGUGGAACCAUACCCUCUCCAUGGCCCUCAUCCUUUUCUGCAAUUAUUAUGUCUUAUUUAAGCUCCUCCGGGACCGGAUAGUAUUAGGCAGGGCAUAUUCCUAUCCACUUAACAACUAUGGACUCAAGGCACACUAGGCCUGCCAAAUGUGUACCCCUUCCCCUCCUCUACCCACAGGGCAGGGAGGGAACCUCAGAAAAAAAUAUUUUCGUACAGUUCUAUUUUUUUUCUUGCGGCGUUUAUAAAUAUUUAAAAUAUUUUAUAUUUUGUAUACUGUUGUUUUUGUGGGGUGGGAAGGGAACCAGUGGCAAUUAAAUGUCGCUUUAUAAACAA